Molecule: messenger RNA, 1259 nt
Organism: Saccoglossus kowalevskii
Lineage: Eukaryota; Metazoa; Hemichordata; Enteropneusta; Harrimaniidae
Biological process (GO): proteolysis
Molecular function (GO): serine-type endopeptidase activity
Source: RefSeq, a predicted model, not a curated record
CCCGGUUUAAGCGAAUAAAAGACGUCGCAUGUCGAGCUGUUUUUUUAAACAUCGCCAGUAACAGAUCACUUCACAAUGCGUUUCGUCAUUCUGACCCUCCUUGUCGCCGCAGCUAGUGCUGCAAAUCUCGUCCCCUUGUACAGAGCACGAGAUCCAGUAAAGAACAGGUACAUCUUGAAAGUUAAGGAUGAUGUAGAUCUUGAUAAUGUUGCUGCUAAACUGCCUAGUAUGGGUAUUGGAAUAAUAAAAAGAUUUAGCUUUGCCGUAAAGGGUUUUGCUGUCGAAGCACAGGAAAAGACUAUUAACCAGUUGAGAACCAUGGAUGAGUUUGAGUACAUAGAGGAAGACGGUAUCUACAAAGCUGAUGUUGAAUGGGGUUGUGAUCGUACCGAUCAAAGAAAUCUUCCUCUCGAUGGUGUCGCAGCGUUCAAUGAUAAUGGAGCUGGUACGCAUGUAUACAUAAUUGAUACUGGUCUACGUCAUACCCAUGAUGAGUUUAAUGGACGCGCAAGUUUCUUCUUUGAUUUUGAACCUGCAAAUCAGGGAGAUGAUUGUAACGGCCACGGUACCCAUUGUGGCGGUACAUCGGUUGGAAACAGUGUCGGUAUUGCCACUGCAGCGUCCGUGUACAGCGUCCGUGUGCUCAAUUGCAAUGGUGCUGGUUUAACUAGCAACAUUGUUGACGGCUGUGAUGCAAUUGUCGCCGGCGGUCAAAAGCCAGGCACUUGCAACAUGUCUAUUGGCGGAGGUGCCAGCAUUUUAUUGGAUAAUGCCGUGGCAAGUUUGACGUCUGAUGGAUAUGUAGUGUCCGUUUCUGCCGGUAACGAUGAUACCGACGCAUGUAACCAGUCCCCAGCCAGAGAGGAAACUAGUAUAACUACAGGUUCCACUACUAGCGAUGAUGAGCGCUCAGGUUUUUCGAACUAUGGUACCUGUGUCGACAUCUUUGCUCCGGGAUCUCUGAUAAGAAGUUCAUACCAUACAGCUGACAAUGCUUACACCAUUAUGAGUGGUACAUCGAUGGCAUCUCCCCAUGUUGUCGGAGUCGCCGCAGCUAUGUUAGGAGGAGGAGUUUGUUCCGAUCACGCUAGCUGUAAGAACAAUAUCUUAGCUGUAGGUACUGCUGAUGUCGUCGGGUCUCCUGGUAUUGGCUCCCCAAAUCUUUUGCUAUACUGUGAAUAAAACAUGAUCUAAUGAUGACCAUGACGUGCUUUCUGUUUAUUUCUGCAAUAAAAUCAUCUAAUUGAUUUAAACAAAAC